GGAGGACAGUGGCCGGGACGCGGCGCCCGGCGCCCGGGACGUGGAGGCGGGGCGCAGGAAGCCGGGGCGGGCUCGGGCCGGCGCCCAGGAAAGCCCCGUGCGGCGCAGGCGGGCCCGGGCCGCCCAGGAGUCCCCACUUCCCGCUCGGGCGCUGGCACGGCGGAUGGGGCCGGCGCGCACAGGACUGGCUGUAUCCUGUCUGCCCAUUCCAGUACCCCCCGCAAGCCAAUUCAGUGGCUAAGGGAGGGAAAAGGAGCAGGAAGCCUGUUGGGCUCAGGAGGAGCCCUCCUCGGCCGCUUCCCGACUGCUGCUGGCUUCUGACACUUCAGGACUCGCAACUCACCUCCCCCCAGAUGAAAAGACAGGUGCCUCAGGAUCUCCCAAUGGGGUGGCUUCGCUCUAGGCUCAUGUUCCCUGUGAGCUGGCUGAUCCUGGUGUGGGUGGCAGGCUCUGGGAGUGUUAAGGUCCUGAAUGCGCCCACUUGCUUCUCAGACUACAUCUUCACCUCCACCUGUGAGUGGAAGAUGGAUGGUCCCACCAACUGCAGCAACAACCUCCGCCUGUCCUACCAGCUGAAUUUUGAAGGGUUUGAAAACCACACGUGUGUCCCUGAGAACAGAGAAAGCACGGUUUGCGUGUGCACUAUGCUGAUUGCUGAGCCGGUCAUAGCGGACGUCUAUCAGCUAGACCUGUGGGCUGGGAGGCAGCAGCUGUGGAGCGACAGCUUCAAGCCCAGCUCCCAUGUGAAACCCAGGGCCCCGGGAAACCUCACGAUCCACCCCACCUCCCAGACCUGGGUGCUGACGUGGAGCAACCCGUACCCUGAUGAGAAUUACCUGCAUCGGGAGCUCACCUACCUGGUCAACGUUUCAAAUGAACAUGACCCUGCGGAUGUGAGUGGGCACUGUGGGGUUUCUCCGCCACCUCCUGGGACUUGGGCAGGAGGAGACUCAGGCUCUGGGGCCGGACAGCAAACUCAGGGACCUAGACUUGUGCUCAGGCCAGACCCUCCCUGCCUCCAGGCCUCAAUCCCCAGGGGCAGAGAAGGGAAGUUAUUUCUGGGCACUGCGCUCAUGUGUAAAGGAAAGCUCUGGGGUCCAGUCUAUAUCCUGGGGGAUGGGACACUUGAGAUUUUAGGUGGGUCCUUGGCUGCACCCUGAAGUGACCAAGUCCCACAGUGAGACAGUUGCUGUACAUUGGCUCCCUCCCAACCAUGACUGGCCAAGGAAGGUGCCUCAGCUGAGCUGAUAGGUUUAUUAAUCCUUUUAAGCAGAGAGAAGAGGCUGCAGGCUCAGAGCCUUCUCUCAGGAAACCCUUUCUGCCCUCAGCAGCGUCGUCACCAGCCUCUCAUGGCAUCUGGUGCUUGCUUUCCAGUCAUGCAUUCAUAGCGGGGUUCACUUCUAAAUGAAUGUGUUGACAUUUUUAAAAAAGGAGAGCUGAUGUACAGGAAGCCAUUAAAUAAGGGCAGGGCCGUGCAAAGGAGAUGUCUUGCUCCCCUCCAUUGUAGUUGCGGUGGGGUGGAGACUGCUUCAUGCUGCCUGUGUUUUCCCCUCAUGUCGCUGGGGUCCCACAGAGCUGGGUCCUAGCACUUGCCAUGCCACUUGCCAGCUGUGUGAACUUGAGCAUGUUGCCUGACCGCCUUGUGCCUCAAUGUGCUCAUCUGUAACAUGGGAUAACAAGGGUACCUACCCCAAGGUCUGUUGAGAGCACAGAGUGUGUGAUACAGACCAGCUCCCCUGCCUGGCACAAAGUACCUGGUGAGCAUCCUCCUGUUCCGAGUGCUGCAGGCCUUGGAGAUCCCCAUCGGCCUCCCUGCCUUGUCCUGGCCUUUGACUCCCUCUGACAGAGUGAUUGAGGGUCUGCUCUGUGCCACAGUUGUGUUCCAGGAUUGAGGCUAGCCUGGCCUCAGCUGCCAGGGAGCAGGCCCCAAACGCCUCAAGAUCCCAGUAAGCUUCUGCCACUGUUUCCUGUCUUCCUGGCCAAGCCAGGGAGGUGUUGGUUGUUGAUUUAUAUCUCUCAGGUGUGGUUUCCCCCUUGGCGCUGGGCCAGGCUGUGCAGUAGGAGCAAGAAUAAAACAGCUGUGCUCACACAACGGAGGCUCAGAGAGCAGGGGGAGGGGGCCGCACAGAUGCCAAGGAGAGAGGCAGGUUCUACUCGGUCAGUAAAUCUCUUUCCCAUGUCCUGAGCCCGUACAAGGCUUAGUUCAGCAUAUAGGCUGGAGGGAGAGAAGGCUGUGACCCAGAGAGUCCAAAGAAAUGUUAUUUAUUUGCUCAUCAUGGCUUGCUCCAGGUUCCAGGAAUCUGUCCAUUUCCUGGCCGUGCUUUAGUCUGUGUUGCCUCAUUUUUAGGCAGUCUCUUCCCUUAUGUAGUGACCAGUGUGCCCACCGGCAGCUCCAGGCCUACAUGCCAAGGCUGCAGUGGGAAGUUUUUCUUUCCAUGUUUUUCUUUCACAGGACUUUCCUAGUGAAAGUCCUGAGGCUGAGGUUCAGUUGCCUGGUCGGAUCAUGGGCCAGUCUCUGAACCUGUUACAGGCUGCAGGCAGGAGAGAGGGGACUGGUGCUGCGCUCAGACGGGCCAGGGGCGGGGGUGCUCAAGCCCACCUCUGGAGCUGCAGAAGGGGUCCACACCACCCAGACCAGAUGGGCUGAGAAUGCGGAAGGGUGGCUCCCCAAAGGAAACUGGGGAAGGGAGCCAGGGACUGGCAGAAACGCAGCUGCAUGUCGGACCUAGGGCCAGGCACUAGCCAGGAGACAGAAUGGCUCAGUGGCCAUGCUGUGCUCAGGGGUGUCCCAGGCCAGCUUCUCUUGUUGGUGGGUCAGAGGCUACUGAGACACCCUUUACCAUGUUUUCCUUCCCAAGGACAGAGCCCAACCUGAAAAGCCCCUCAUUAUUCAUUGGCCAGAGCUAGUUAGAUAGAUGCUCUAUGCUAACCAAUCACAGGCUGGGAUGGGAUGGCCAUGAGUGGUUUAAGCCAGUGAGCAUUAACCCUGGAGCUGGAGACAGAGGCCCUGAGCUUUGGGUUCCUGACCCCAGUGGCUAGAUGUGUGGGUGUCCAGCUGUGUUUGCUGUAGUAUUGCAGACACCAGCUGUGGCUCAGACUGAUAGGAUCAAUUUUUUGUUUGUUUGUUUUUCCUUUUUUAUUGAGAUGCAAUUGACAUAUAUUACCUUGCUUCAGGUGUACAAC
Messenger RNA from Manis javanica (Malayan pangolin), 3183 nucleotides. The record is from RefSeq and is a predicted model, not a curated record. Lineage: Eukaryota; Metazoa; Chordata; Mammalia; Pholidota; Manidae.